UUGCGAAGAGGUUGCCACCAAGGCUCGCUGGUGGCACUGAGGCGGCGCAGGCACACCGGGGACUGCAGCCAGCCAGGGACUGCCUGGGGUGAGCACCAGCGAGGGAGCAGCCCGUGCCAGCCAGCCCAGCCAUGUCCCCAGUGGUGAAAGAGAAGAACCACGUAAGGUUGGUCUUCUUGGGCGCAGCCGGCGUGGGCAAGACCGCCCUCAUCCGCCGCUUCCUGAUGGACACCUUCGAGCCCAAGCACCGGCGCACGGUGGAGGAGCUGCACAGCAAGGAGUACGAAGUGAGCGGCGCCACGCUCAAGGUGGAAAUCCUGGACACCAGUGGCAGCUACUCCUUCCCAGCCAUGAGGAAGCUCUCGAUCCAGAACAGCGACGCCUUCGCCCUGGUCUACGCCGUAGACGACGCAGAGUCCUUCGAGAGCGUCAAGAGCCUGCGGGAGGAGAUCCUGGAGGUGAAGGAGGACAAAUUCCCUCCCAUCGUGGUGGUCGGCAACAAGGCAGAGAGCGGCGGCGAGCGGCAGGUGCCGGCCGAGGACGCUCUGUCGCUGGUGGAGCUGGACUGGAACAGUCGCUUCGUCGAGACGUCAGCCAAGGACAACGAGAACGUCCUGGAGGUCUUCAGGGAGCUGCUGCAGCAAGCCAACCUGCCCAGCAGGCUCAGCCCAGCGCUCUGCAAGAGGAGGGAGACGUUGCCCAAGGAGCAGACGCUGAGGCCUCCCAUGAACAAGACCAACAGCUGCUCGGUGUGCUGAGCUGGACACCCCAGGGCUGGGAGGAAGGCACCGGCACCAGCGGCACCGGCUGGAAACUCAGGUGGGCUGGGUGGGGAGAGGCACUGCCUUGGCCAAUACCAACCCUACUGCCUCCCCUCCCUUCCCUCCUCUUCCCCACCCAGCCCACCAGGACAGGUGAGAGUUGGAGAUGACAAAGGAGGAGGAACUUGGAAGGGAUGCUGGUGGCUGGAAGGGCAUAGGGAGAGUGUGAGCUCCCAGAAAGGCAGGAGACGUACCUGGGAAACCGCUGCUGGGCAGCCUGCGUGGUGCCUCCACACCGUGGGGAGCUCAUGGGCAGC
Molecule: messenger RNA, 1078 nt
Organism: Dryobates pubescens (Downy woodpecker)
Lineage: Eukaryota; Metazoa; Chordata; Aves; Piciformes; Picidae
Product: GTP-binding protein Rhes
Exons: 1
Coding region: 132-758 (208 amino acids)
Molecular function (GO): GTPase activity; GTP binding
Source: RefSeq, a predicted model, not a curated record